GCUGUUUUCUUGCUCAUACCGUCCUGCCUGCCCGGGAGACAGCGGCUGCCGGGAGAUUUCCGCGGGGCAGGCCCGGCCUCGCCAUGGUGACCGCGCGCCGCCCGUGCCCGCGGGGCCGCGCACAGCGGCGGGGACAGCGCCGGGCCCGGGCACGGCUCCCCGGGCUCCCACACCCACCCCGGGACCGCAGCGCCCCGGGCCCCGGCCCCCCGGGCUUCCACACCCACCCCGGGACCGCAGCGCCCCGGGCCCCGGCCCCCACCGCGCCGGUCCGCGGGGCAGAAGUAGCCGCCGGCCCGGGAGCGACAAGCGGCUGAAGCCAAUGGAGGAGGAAAAGGAAGAAGCUGGCUGUGAGGAAAAAGAUCACAUCCCCCCAGAAGAUGAGAGAAGCAGCACAGAGGACUGUCUUCCAGAGGACAAGGAAAAAGAGAAAGAAAGCAAGCAUAUCAUCAAAAAUAUCCCGUGGACCACAGCCAAGAACUUCACAGUGGAGAAAGGACAGCAGCAAAUUGAAGAACUAAUUUCUACAUGGGACAUUCAUGAAAGCUGGCUUCACCACUCAGAAUUUCUCGAGGAGGAAGAACUGAAGGACAGCAAGAGGUACCAUUACAGAGCUUGCUGGGGCCUCCCAACACGAAGAAAACCCAUCCCACGAGCAACAGCGAGUGUCUACUUUGUUAUAGUGAUCUCCAAACUCAAACCUGACACUGCACCUGUGGAGGUGUUCUACAGACUGGAGUCCAGCAGGCUGAUUCGGAGGCCAGAACAGUGUGAGUUUAGAGAAAAGUGGCUUCAGGACAUAAUUGAAAAUAAAAUACUGUGUGCAGAAAGACUUGCUUCCCGAUGAGCAGCUCCAAUUCACCGUUACCAGGCCUCUGUUGUGGAGAACCAAAUAAACAUGAUGGAAAAAAAACUCCCUCUUCCUUAGCAGCAUUUCUACUUUGUGGAUAGAUAAGAAGCAUUGAACCUGUGCAAAAUGAGCUAUGCCCU
This is a messenger RNA of Haemorhous mexicanus (house finch), 990 nucleotides long. It is a transcript of the gene AKAP14, whose product is annotated as A-kinase anchoring protein 14. The record is from RefSeq and is a predicted model, not a curated record. The coding region runs from base 323 to 847 and encodes 174 amino acids. Gene Ontology annotation, cellular component: cAMP-dependent protein kinase complex. Gene Ontology annotation, molecular function: protein kinase A regulatory subunit binding. The transcript is spliced from 6 exons. NCBI's taxonomy places the organism in Eukaryota, Metazoa, Chordata, Aves, Passeriformes, Fringillidae.